AUGUUUAAUAACAAUGGAUAUGGUUAUUCAUUUCGUUGGCAUGGAUUUGUACUUGGUUGUUUAAUAAUUUUAUUUUCUGCAGCUUUAUUAUCAUCAGAACUUGGACGUAUUUAUACAGGCUCGAUUAAUCGUGGACGAAACGAUUCUAAUGUAACAUAUCAAUAUUUAAUAGAUGCUAAUGUAGUCAUUGAUUUUAAUGGAGAUAUUCGAAAUCCUAAAUCGGAAAAUCGAUGGAUUUGGCCAUGGUCAACAGCUACAUUGUUAUUUAGUCUUGUAAUAUUGCUAACUGGUGCAUUAGGUAUUACAAGUGGUGUUAGACAGAGUUACUCAACGAUACUAACCUUUUUUGUUGGUUUAUUGGUAUCGAUAUUUUUAUUGAUAUUUGUAAUAGCAACCUAUGGAACAAUAAUUGCUGGUUGGAAAGGAAUUGAUAACAGUAAUGGUGGUUUUGUAUCAAGUUUUGAACGUAAUGAUAAAAGUUUUGCAAGUGCUUGUUUAGCAAUUUCAUGUGUAUUAUUUAUUAUUUUAUUAAUAAGUCUUGUACUAUCCGGUAGAACUAUUCAUAUAUGUAAACAAAAAGAUUAUCCAAGACCAAAUACACCAGGCUAUACACCUAUAUCGGCACCGAAUACACCUGGAGCUUUUCGAAGAACACCACAAAUGCCACGUACGCCUCGUUUUUAG
Molecule: messenger RNA, 684 nt
Organism: Adineta steineri
Lineage: Eukaryota; Metazoa; Rotifera; Eurotatoria; Adinetida; Adinetidae
Source: the annotation of a GenBank genome assembly